Molecule: messenger RNA, 1747 nt
Organism: Cydia fagiglandana
Lineage: Eukaryota; Metazoa; Arthropoda; Insecta; Lepidoptera; Tortricidae
Gene: Fbxl7
Product: F-box/LRR-repeat protein 7
Exons: 8
Coding region: 418-1683 (421 amino acids)
Cellular component (GO): cytoplasm
Molecular function (GO): protein binding
Source: RefSeq, a predicted model, not a curated record
UGUGCGUGCAUACCAACGCACACACACAGCCGCUCCGCAUACCGAGGCGCGCGGGCGCACCGAUCGCUACGUUUUGCAUCGAAGCCUCAGUUCUAAAGCUACUUUUAGGGUCAUCAAACGCUUUAUAGAUUUAAAACACGUCAAAACUUUAUAGAAUUAACAACCCUAGUUCUAAUUUUAAAAACAGAACAGUGCGUGUAACGUGAAGUGCGAUGAAAGUUUUGAUUGUAACAAUUUCAACGUGUUAAGUUUUAAAUUAAGGUUGUGUUAAGUUUGUGGUUAAGUGAAAAGUGCUGGUUAACUAGGUGUGGUGACAUCAGUGCUAUGGCAGGGUUUGCGAGGGGUUGAAAGAUGUGGAAGAACACUUUCUACGUGAAAUCUGUAAGGAAAAAGGAGACCAGCAUAUAGGGUCUCACGAUGUCCAGCUGUUCCGGGCCCGGCGUGUGCGGCGGCGCGCGCCGGCGGCCCCCGCCGCCUCCCGAGCCAGCUCUGUCGCUCGCCGCCGAUCUGAGCGAACUGAGCUUGGACCAGGGUUAUCACACGUUAGCUGACUGUGGACCGCCAAGAAGAAGAAGGGAUAACACCCUCAGUGAUGCUAUUUGGUUGAAGAUACUUUCGCAUUUAGAGGUAUCAGACCUGUGCCGCAUGUCGCGCGUGUGUCGACGCUGGGCGCGACUGAUCUCGCGCCUGACCGCCAGGCCCGAGGUUUGGAAGAAGAUCAGAGCGGCCGGGCCGUUGGAGGUGGCGGCUCGAUGUGCCGGGGCGAGGGCGGGGCCCUGUGUUAAUGGAGUCAGAGAGUGGCGGGCGAAGAAUUCUGUGGUGACAGCAGCAGGCGCACAGCUCCUGGCCGCUACGUUCAGAAAUCUAACGCAUUUAGCGGUCACCGGCUCAAGCAGUAUGGAUGCGCGCGCACUAGCGCCGCUCAUCACCGACCUGGUGGACUUAAGGCAUAUUGACCUUACUGGCUGCCCAUCCGUGGACUGGCCUGAGUGGGCAUGGCUGGAGGGUCGGCUAGCGACGCGUCGGCCACCGGUGGAGUACAUAGACCUCACGGAUUGUGGAGCAGUCACCGACGCUGGCUUGUGUGCGUUGUUGCACACGUGUCCCUCGCUCCAGUACCUCUACCUACGAAGAUGUACCCUUGUCACAGAUGGAGGUGUCCGGUGGAUCCCUUCGUACUGUGCGCUCAAAGAGCUCAGCGUGUCCGACUGUACGGGCGUCACGGAUUUCGGUCUCUACGAGUUGGCGAAACUCGGCCCGGCGCUGCGCUACCUUUCCGUGGCUAAGUGUACUCAGGUGUCAGAUUCCGGAGUACGGACACUAGCCCGCCGAUGUUACAAGCUGCGGUAUCUGAACGCGCGCGGCUGCGGCGCGCUGGGGGAUGACGGCGUCGAAGCCGUGGCUAGAGGAUGCUCCAGGUUACGAGCCCUGGACCUCGGGGCCACUGACGUGUCAGAGGCUGGGUUACAGAUCCUCGCCCGAUGCUGUCCUAACCUGAAGAAGCUGGCCCUCCGCGGCUGCGAGCUGAUCGGAGACGACGGUCUAGAGGCAGUAGCGUACUACUGCCGCGGUCUGACGCAGCUCAACAUCCAAGACACGCCGGUCACGCUCAGGGGGUACCGGGCAGUGAAGAAAUACUGCAAGCGAUGCGUCAUUGAACAUACUAAUCCUGGAUUCUGUUGAUGAUAAAUAGAACCCAUUGUAUUGUAAACUGGUUUAAACUAAGACCUUCCAGGACACCCCUAUU